Oncorhynchus tshawytscha (Chinook salmon) is the source of this 2696-nucleotide messenger RNA. RefSeq names its product vam6/Vps39-like protein. Lineage: Eukaryota; Metazoa; Chordata; Actinopteri; Salmoniformes; Salmonidae. Bases 1 to 2499 code for a protein of 832 amino acids. Gene Ontology annotation, cellular component: membrane; cytoplasm. The transcript is spliced from 22 exons. The record is from RefSeq and is a predicted model, not a curated record. Gene Ontology annotation, biological process: vesicle-mediated transport; endosomal vesicle fusion; intracellular protein transport.
AUGCAUGACGCUUACGAACCGGUCCCUAUCCUGGAGAAACUGCCUCUGCAGAUUGACUGUCUUGCUGCUUGGGCUGUUUGUUGUGUCACAGUACAAGAUCCUCGUCAGUCUGUUAGAGAACAACAUCCAUGUCCACGACCUCUUGACCUUCCAGCAGAUUACUGUGGUCUCCAAGGCCAGAGGGGCAACGCUCUUCGCCUGUCACCUGCAGCAGUCCCCUCGGGAGAAGCCCAGCUGAGGAUGUGUGUUGCUGUGAAGAAGAAGCUUCAGCUGUACUACUGGAAGGACAGGGAGUUCCAUGAGCUACAGGGGGACUUUGCUGCUCCAGACAUCCCGAAGUCCAUGGCCUGGUGUCAGAACUCCAUCUGUGUAGGCUUCAAGAGAGACUACUACCUCAUCCGGAUGGAUGGGCGUGGUUCCAUCAAGGAGCUCUUCCCCACGGGGAAGCAGCUGGAGCCCCUGGUGGCCCCCCUGGCUGAUGGGAAGGUGGCGGUGGGCCAGGAUGACCUCACGGUGGUGCUCAACGAGGAGGGGGUCUGCACUCAGAAGUAUGCUCUCAACUGGACCGACAUCCCCAUCGCAAUGGAACAUCAGUCCCCCUACAUCAUAGCUGUCCUGCCUCGCUAUGUGGAGAUCAGGACCUUUGAACCCAGACUGCUGGUCCAGAGUGUGGAGCUGCAGAGACCACGAUUCAUCACCUCAGCUGGGCCCAAUAUAGUGUACGUUGCCAGCAACCAUUUUGUCUGGCGCCUGGUGCCUGUGUCCAUCGCCAGUCAGAUCAGACAGUUACUACAGGACAAGCAGUUUGAACUGGCCCUGCAACUGGCGAAUAUGAAAGAUGAUGUGGAAGGAGAUAAGCGACAGCAGAUUCACCACAUCCAGAAUCUCUAUGCCUUCAAUCUGUUCUGUCAGAAGAGGUUCGAUGACUCCAUGCAGGUGUUUGCUAAGCUCGGCACAGAUCCGACCCAUGUGAUUGGUCUGUAUCCCGACCUGCUCCCCGCUGACUACCGUAAACAGCUGCACUACCCCAACCCCCUGCCCAGUCUGUCUGGAGCAGAACUGGAGAAGGCUCACCUGGCGCUCAUAGACUACCUGACACAGAAACGCAGCCACCUGGUGAAGCAGCUGAACGACUCCGAGCCGUCCACCCCGUCUCCCCUCAUGGAAGGGACUCCCACCAUCAAGAGCAGGAAGAAACUCCUUCAGAUCAUCGACACCACGCUGCUCAAAUGCUACCUGCAUACCAACGUGGCCCUGGUGUCCCCUCUAUUGCGUCUGGAUAAUAACCACUGUCACAUUGAGGAGAGUGAGUACAUCCUGAAGAAGGCCCACAAGUACAGCGAGCUCAUCAUCCUCUAUGAGAAGAAGGGCCUGCAUCAGAAAGCCCUACAGGUGUUGUUGGAUCAGUCCACCAAGGCUAACUCUCCUCUAAAGGGACAUGAGAGGACGGUGCAGUACCUCCAGAGACUGGGGAUGGAGAAUCUGGUCAUUAUCUUUGAGUUCUCUCCCUGGGUUCUGAAGAUCUGUCCUGAGGACGGACUCAAGAUCUUCACUGAGGACCUGACGGAGGUAGAGACCCUGCCUAGAGACAAGGUCCUGAACUUCCUGAAGGAGGGCUUUAAGGAGCUCACUAUCCCCUACCUUGAGCACAUCGUACAUGUCUGGGAGGAGACGGAGCCAGAGUUCCAUAACGUCCUCAUUCAGCUGUACCUGGAGAGGGUCCAGGGGCUCAUGAAGCAGUACCUCAACUCCCUGCCCGAGGGGGUUCCUGCAGUGGCUGCUGGGAAGGAGGAGGGGGACCUGGGAGAGUUUAGGAACAAGCUUCUAUGUUUCCUGGAGGUCUCUACCAGCUACGAGCCUAGACGUCUUAUCAGUGACUUCCCCUUUGACGGUCUUCUGGAAGAGAGGGCCGUGCUGCUGGGUCGGAUGGGGAAACACGAACAGGCCCUCUUCAUCUACGUACACGUCCUGAAGGACACACACAUGGCAGAGGAGUACUGUCAUAGGCAUUAUGACAAAGAGACGGACAGAAGCCAGGAUGUGUACCUGUCUCUACUGCGCAUGUACCUGUCCCCUCCUGACGUCCACUGUCUUGGGCCAAUCAAAAUGGAGCUGUUGGAGCCACAGGCCAAUCUAAUGGCAGCUCUACAUGUCCUGGAGCUGCACCACAGCAAGCUGAAUACAACUAAGGCCAUCGACCUGCUGCCAGCCAACACUCAGAUCAGAGAGAUCCGUGUGUUCCUGGAGAGUGUUCUGGAGGAGGAGGCUCAGAGGAAACGCUUUGACCAGGUGCUCAAGAGUCUUCUGCAGGCCGAGUUCCUACGGGUCCAGGAGGAACGUAUCUUCCACCAACAGGUGAAGUGUAUCAUCACAGAGGAAAAGACCUGCAGGGUCUGUAAGAAGAAGAUGGGAAACAGUGCCUUCGCCAGGUAUCCCAACGGUGUUGUGGUUCAUUACUUCUGCUGUAAGGACCGAGGGGUGUGUCCUACGGAGCAGUGAUACCGCUAUCGCCACCUGGACGCAAAGCACUUUGGGAUACGAACAGACCAGACCGCCGUGUACUGAAAUGACAGAAUAGUUCCCUCCUGUGGACUUCGUGUUCGUAGCAGCACCCUGGAAGGCUGGUUUGAAACGACAUCACAGCAGCUGGGAUAUUCAGGAGGAGAGGAGGACUCCAUCUCUGGAACUCUGGCUGC